Molecule: messenger RNA, 225 nt
Organism: Fusarium musae
Lineage: Eukaryota; Fungi; Ascomycota; Sordariomycetes; Hypocreales; Nectriaceae
Exons: 2
Coding region: 1-225 (74 amino acids)
Source: RefSeq, a predicted model, not a curated record
AUGUCGACCGAAUCCGUUCUUCCUGCUGGUGCUAUAACCCUACGUGACAACGAAGCGAGCGAAUUCGAUGACCGCAACAGCGCCUGCUGGGCCAAGAGUGUUGAGAUUGUCAGUUAUACCAUUGUCAACGGCAGUGCAACAAAUAUCGGGGCCUUUGUGGUGUGGAAUAUCCGUGUCGAGGCUCUCAAUCAGUGGUGUGCUGAUCUGAAGACGGCUGUUGACUGA